CAAGACAUCGCGAUGGGUCUGCCCUGAGGCGCUCAUCGUCUGCUGCUGUAAUCACCGCUCCUCUGUCAUCUGCCUCUGCGCAGCGCAGUCCUCAUUGCCUCACCUUGGUAUGUCGUUCGCACCGUAGGCAGACAUGAAAACAAACUCACCACAACAACAACAACAGCGGCCUCUCUCCUCUAAGCAAGCACCAGCAUCUCUCGGAACGCCGUCGCUGGCUACUAAUCCUUCGCCAUGGCCUCAGAAGCAGGAGAUAUCACCAACGGGUCCUCAAAGACCUUCCCGAGCCCGAAGAUCUUCCAAGAGGCUGUGCACAUUGAAGUCGGUCCUGAGGGUGCGAAGUUCAUCGUACACCCUCAAUUGCUUCUCGCUACCGCUGGCUUAUUCCACCGUACCGGUGUUGCUGGUGCCAAAGAUCCCAUCUCACGAAUCUUCAAGUUCGGCAACCGCGAUCCUGUCCAAUUCGGCAUCUUUGUUCGAUGGCUCUAUAAACAACACCCACAGGUCGAUCGAUUCAACAUCAUUCUGGGAGCCUAUCAGUUCGCUAUCACACUUGAUGCUCCAGCCUUUCGGAACUACUUGCUCGGGCUCAUGUGCAAUAAGCUGGUCGAGCAACAAUACUUCCCCAGUGCGACGGAGUUCAAGGAGGUCUGGGAAAAAUCCGACGACCUAGCGGCGGUCAAGAAGCUAUUGCUAGAUGUCUGUGUCUGGGGUACGGCGCAGCCUGCUGCUGGGUGGAGCGAGUUGUUCAAGGAAGUUCCGCCAACUUUCGUCAUGGAUUACGCUGUGGCGCAGGCCUCCAAGGGAAGCCGGGAGGCUCCCUUCACCAAUGGCAUCAAGCCCUACGAAGACGAGGUUCCUGCCAACCGUCAGCAUCCAUACCACGAUCGUGACGCCAAACCCGAUUUCCCGGACUCUACGUUCGCCAAUGCCAUCCAAGUCAAAGUCGGUCCAAACGGCGAGGAGACCUUUUUCAUCCAUGCUGCCUUCUUCCGUGGCCUAGACUCACAACUCGACGCAUUGAUCACUCAAUCGGAGAAUCAGCAGGGCGAUGUGAAUCUACCCCAGACUACAGCGGAGGUCUUCGGACCUGUUGUUGAGUCAGUGUACUUCGGCAACAACGAUGUCUUUAACUCCUUCGCCUUGGCCCCGCCUGUUGAACCUGUAGCGGAGCCAAUGGUCAUCGAUCAUACGGACGCCGAAUCUACUGUUCCAGUCAAUACAUCUGCCACUACAGAAUCUACAGACUCUAGCGAACCUGAAAUAGAUUGGCCAACACGUCCGCAUUCCCGCUAUGAGACACACCGACCGGUUCUUGCCCAGCCUCCCACAGCUCCCGCAGCUUCCGCAGCGCCAGCAGCGCCCACGUAUUCCCACGCUGCCCCUCCAUACUCUCGCGGCUAUGCAGGAUCCAUCAGCGACAGCCCCGAAUACUUGCCCUUGCCGCUCGGAUGGCACUUCUUCGUCUCAGAUUUCCGCAAGCGACUCUACGUUGACCAGAUCACAGGAGCGUACACUCAAUGGGAUCCUCGUGCUGUAGGAAAGCUUCCGCAGGGAUGGGGUGUCCGACUCGAGAUGAACGGAAAUGUAUGGUUCGAGAAUCCUGCCUCCAAGGCUAGGUCCGAGGUCCACCCGUCUACUUCGAAGGACUGGACUGCGGCUCGUAUUCAGACGAUGGGGAAGCGUAAGGCAGCUUUGUUUGGAAUGCCUCAGCAAUAAGUGUUUGUGUUUGCUUCUAUUGCGGUAAGCACAUCACGGUUCUAUGUCCUCUACCACAGACUGUCUCUCACUGACUGUCUACAACUGGUUUUGCUUUCCUAUACGGGGUCGUUUGGUUGUCAGUGAGUACCUGAAUGGGGGCCUUGUGGCGUCGAUUAGGGCACAAGAUGUAGGGACCUCAUACGGAAUCACUUACGCCUACUGGUUGGCUUUCUGCACUAACGAAGUUCCAUUGGAACUAGACUUGCUUAUCAAGUCUACUAAUCAGAAU
Molecule: messenger RNA, 1990 nt
Organism: Mytilinidion resinicola
Lineage: Eukaryota; Fungi; Ascomycota; Dothideomycetes; Mytilinidiales; Mytilinidiaceae
Exons: 1
Coding region: 235-1719 (494 amino acids)
Source: RefSeq, a predicted model, not a curated record